Fimicolochytrium jonesii is the source of this 864-nucleotide messenger RNA. Its product is annotated as SCP2 sterol-binding domain-containing protein. The coding region runs from base 1 to 864 and encodes 287 amino acids. The transcript is spliced from 7 exons. NCBI's taxonomy places the organism in Eukaryota, Fungi, Chytridiomycota, Chytridiomycetes, Spizellomycetales, Powellomycetaceae. The record is from RefSeq and is a predicted model, not a curated record. Gene Ontology annotation, cellular component: cytosol.
AUGUCAGUUAACGUCGCAGGUUUCAAGUCCGGUCCCGUCUUUGACCAGAUUAAGGCCGGAGUCGAAACCCUCCCCGAAGCUCAGAAGAAGCAAAUCCUCAAGCAGGCCAAUGGCGUAUUUGAGAUUGUUAUCAAGAAUGCCGAGGGAAAGGAGCAGGCUUGGACUCUGGAACUCAAGAAGGAGGGCAAGGUGACUGUGGGAAAAUCGGAGACUAAGCCCGACAUCACCAUCAACACCUCCGAUGAGACAUUCCUGGACUUGGCAAGUGGAAAGCUGAACGGCCAAAAGGCAUUUAUGAGCGGGAAGCUGAAAAUCAAGGGAAACAUGAUGCUCGCAACGAAAUUGGACGUGGUUCUGAAGGCCGCUAAGAGCGCUCCAGUUGCUUCCGCGGGAAGUGCGGCUGCAGCUGUCGCUGCUCCUGGAGCACCCUCGCCUGCGCCUACACCUGCCCCAGUACCAGCGGCAGCUCCGGCAUCGUCAGGAAGUGUGGAAGUCCCUGGGUUCCAGUCCUCUGCCAUCUUCUCUCAAAUUAAGGCUGGCCUUGGCGCGGCAUCGAAGGAGCAGAAGGAAGCUACCGCGAAGAAGGCGAAGGCCGUUUUCCAAUUCGACGUUAAGGGUGACGGAAAGGUCCAGACUUGGACUUUGGAUCUGAAGGACGAUGUGAGCGUGACCACCGGUGCACCAGCGAAGAAGCCGGACAUUGUCAUCACAAUCAGCGAUAAGGACUUUGUCGACCUCGCAUCUGGAAAGCUCAACGGACAGAAGGCAUUUAUGGGCGGCAAACUCAAGAUCAAAGGAAACAUGAUGCUUGCGACGAAGCUCGACGCGAUUCUCAAGGAGCUGAAGCCCCAAGCGAAGCUUUAG